AAAAUAUUGAGAUAAGAUGAGAAUUUGAUAAUUUCAUUAAUAUAAUACGUAAUUCCGUUUUAGUAGGCACAAUAAGAGUUAGACCAUGGCUGUGUACAUCGGAUUAUUGAGUUUGUUCCUCGCUGCGGUUGCAGCUUUCCCCAGCGACCCAGUUCUCAUAAAGCUGGAUGAUGGUCUACGCUACCAACACGUCCAGGGUCCGGAUGGCAAGCUCCACCUCUCCGACUCCUGGAUGAAGGCCAGCGAUCUGGAGGAAGUAGCCAGAUUCAACCCUGACAGGCAGAAUGUGUACCAUCUGUUUACUAGGGAAAACCCCUCAGUAAGUCAGCCUCUCCUGACCGGAGUUGAAGGUCUCCUGGGCCUCACCAACUACAACCCGAGACGCAGGACUGUAGUCCUUGUUCACGGGUGGCUUGACAAUGCUGCCUCAGACUUCAACACUGUGUUGGUUCCUGCCUUCCUCGCCGCGGAAGACCUGAACGUGAUUGUAGUAGACUGGAGCGCCGGCGCUGGAUCCAUCAAUUACUUCACCGCAUUGGCUAACACAGUGCCUGCUGGACUCAGUGUUGCCCGCUUCAUUGCCUGGCUGAACCGGGCCACGUCAGCUGUCCCAUCUAUGUACCAUUUAGUGGGCCACAGCUUGGGCGGGCACAUGGUUGGAAUCAUCGGCAGGAACCUUGGUGGAGAAGUGGCGUACAUCACUGCUCUGGACCCGGCAGGUCCAGGAUGGAUCAACAAUAAUGACAGAUUCCGGCCUAACGACGGUGCCUAUACUGAAGUCAUACACACGAAUGCUGGUGUCCUGGGCUUCCUCGCUACUCUGGGUCAUGCCGACUUCUACCCUAACGGUGGUUUGGGAAUGCCUGGCUGCGACUCUCAGGAGUGUGAUCAUUUGAGAGGUAUCUUCUACUUGGCCGAGUCACUGACCUCCGGAGGUUUUAAUGGACGUCGCUGUGCCUCUUACCUCACCGCUAUGACCGGCAACUGCUUCCUCUGGGGCAAUUUGAGGAUGGGAGGACUCGUGCCCAAGACUGGAUCUUCUGGAAUAUUCUACUUGGAAACCAACGCAUCUCCGCCAUUCUCUAGGAAUUAAAGAAGUCAGAAGAGUAUGU
This is a messenger RNA of Manduca sexta (tobacco hornworm), 1112 nucleotides long. RefSeq names its product pancreatic triacylglycerol lipase. The coding region runs from base 86 to 1093 and encodes 335 amino acids. The record is from RefSeq and is a predicted model, not a curated record. Gene Ontology annotation, biological process: lipid metabolic process. The transcript has 8 exons. Gene Ontology annotation, molecular function: lipase activity. NCBI's taxonomy places the organism in Eukaryota, Metazoa, Arthropoda, Insecta, Lepidoptera, Sphingidae.